This is a messenger RNA of Acanthaster planci (crown-of-thorns starfish), 5042 nucleotides long. Its product is annotated as bcl-2 homologous antagonist/killer-like. Gene Ontology annotation, molecular function: porin activity; BH domain binding. Gene Ontology annotation, biological process: extrinsic apoptotic signaling pathway in absence of ligand; intrinsic apoptotic signaling pathway in response to DNA damage; release of cytochrome c from mitochondria. The record is from RefSeq and is a predicted model, not a curated record. NCBI's taxonomy places the organism in Eukaryota, Metazoa, Echinodermata, Asteroidea, Valvatida, Acanthasteridae. Gene Ontology annotation, cellular component: mitochondrial outer membrane.
UAAUAGUUGUGACUUUGGCCCCACGUGGGAGGAGCUGUGUGUAUAUUACCCAGUUGUUGACAAUUUGAGGCACAGUACUUAACUUGACACCAAAGGGUUUGGACCAGAAAACAUCGAGUGCCUUGCACAAAUGGCAUCUGCGUGCAAAUUUGUGUAGGUUUUUUCUAUUCAAGGUUAGAGAAUUUUCACGUCAUUGGUUUAAACUGAUCCGGGAGAGUCUGUACCCGGUUGACCGUGAUCAUACUGCUGUGAACAUUCAAAGCUGCGGUUUCUCUGUGCACUGACGAGAUUCUGCUUGUUUGGGUGGAUUGUGGUCUGCAGCAUUUGGAGUCCACUCUUCCGUGAUUUUUUUUCUCUCUCUCCAAGUCUCUACAAGCAGAAUUUUACACCACACAGAGGGUAGUGAUUUGCAUGUGAACAGACAUUGAUUUCUAACUGAGUUUGCUGAAACAGCUGACUGUGGUCACUUGCCAGCUCUGUAGCACAUACUGUAGUUCUGUGGUUUCUUCAUUCUGGAAGUCAGCCUGGGGUGGAUCUAACUCUGGGAGCAGAAAAAAGGACCCACUGCAGGGAUAAAUUCUUUUGACUGUGCACAUUUGACAUUUUUGUGCCUUGGGGCACUCUAUGAACUCUCCCCAUGACCAUGGGUCAGUUCUCUCCUGUGGGCACACAGUGCAUGGUGUGCACGUGUACAUCACCUGUCAGCCUCCAUCGUACAUUGAGCUUGCGCCAAGAGAACGAUAACGGGGAGGAAACCAGACGACUGCAGCAGCCACAGCAACCACAAGAAGUGCCGUUCCAUGCUGCCUCACACAUGAGGCUGAAUGACGUUCCAACAGCAAGCCUAGCCCAGCGCAGACUAAGCCGUGCAUCCGCCGAGCCAGCCAUGGCCACCUACCAGUCGACCUCCACGGAAACCACCGAGAGACUGUCGCCCGACACGGAGGACAAUGUGGUUGAGCAGACUGAGUCCAUUGUAAGAAAUUACAUGUUCAUCAGGUACCAGACCGACUUGCAGUCGGAGGAGAGUGAGUUGGCGAUUGCUACGCCGAGGAUACCCGAAUUUCAGUGCUUCACAGCGAAUCCCCUCAGUCCAACGUCGCAGAUUGGCAGACGACUGGCACAGAUUGGGGACGAGAUUAACUCCCAGUACGAGUGCGAGUUCCGUGACAUGAUAAGCCAACUACGCAUCACGCCUGCCACUGCUUACGAAGCGUUUGCGAGGGUUGCCAGGAGACUAUUCACGCAAGGCAUCAACUGGGGGCGAAUAGCCGCACUGUUGUCUUUCGGAUACCAGGUGGCAAUCAGUGUCAAAGCCGGCAUCGGCGAGUUCAUCGGCAAGAUAAUCGGCAGCAUCGUUCAGUUCAUAUGCACGGAGAGAAUCGCUCAGUGGAUAUCACAGCAGGGCGGAUGGAGAGCUGCCCUCAGCUAUCAGCUUGAGUCCUCAGAAGGGUUCAGGUUAUUUCUUGCUGUCAGUGUAGCAGUAGCGACAACUGCAGGUAUCAUGUACUGGAUCGGACGCCGGUGAGCACUAAGCCUGUCCCUUAGGACUUGACCAUCUGAUAAUGUCAGUGAACUCGUGCUAAAGUACCCAGGAAUGGUCAUGUCGGGGACACGUCUGCCACACAGACUUAAUCUCGGAGGAUUUUCUGUACAGAGAAAAGACUGUACUGGCUUCACAUGCACCUAGCACCAGACAAUAAUUAUGGAAAGUGGGAACCCUCAGUUGCUUUUAAACUGUGGUUGCGGCUGAACGAAUUGCAGCAUGACGUUGACAGCGGUAUGUUUAUGUAAUGGACAAGUGCAAGUCUAAGAACACUGCCGAACCAUAUUUGACAGGCUGUUAACACUGAUAUCCCGGAACUACCUGCACGCUCCAAAGGGCCAACUUGGUUUCACUCAAGAUGCACCUGAUUGGACAGUUAAAACUGUCAGGUGACCCACAGGUGCCAUAUUCUCAAUCAGUUAACAGUUGUAACCAUCAUUAAGUUUUAACUUAUUCAAGUUUAUCCUUCAUUUCUUGAAAGCUGCUCUUGGCCCGUAAAUUUUGUUUGCUUGCUAUUCUUUUUAAAAUGUUUAAAAACAUUACAAAAAAGAAAGAAAGAAAAUGGCAUCCUAAUCAAAGAGUUGAGAAAAAUUAACAUGAAUACCCAUGAAACAUUUAUAAAUUGGGUAAUUUGGCAAUGUGUACGCUUUAGUGCACUUUGCAAGUAACAAUACGGCAAAUGGCUACUUAGUUGCCCGGAUUGCCUCGUACAGACAGCUGUGAAAUCUCUUUGAAAUCCAGCUCGUUCAGCGACGCAAAGUGCGUGUUACAUGUGUAUUUAUCCAUAGCCACCAUAGACUCUCAAAAGCAUUCAACCAGUCAGAGAGAUUCGCAGUCAUGCAAGGUUUAUGUGGACGUGUGUCAAAUAUAAGACCAAAGCUACGAAGUGAGUGGCACAGCCAACCAUUUUGGUCUUGUAUUUUCUUGGGAGAAGACUCUCUGUGGUUUGAUUACAAAAUGGAGCCAACUUUCUGCAUGGCAUCACAGCAACCUCUGACAAGGUAUCAGUUUGAAUAUUUGGGUUCAGAAUGAAGUAUCAAGCAAAUUUUGUAUGGUUGCCUUGAAAUAGCAAGCCUUGUGUCAUUUGUGCGUCAUGAAACAGUGUGAACAUUACUUAAUUUCCUUUCUUUCUGUUUUUUACAACAGAAGUACUUUGUGUAUACAUAAAUUAUAAAGUUGUACAAAAGUCUUUUCAGUAAUAGGUAGGGCUUUCAAAACAUGAGAAAACAAUCCCAUAAAAGUGAGACCUGUAGUCCACUUGAGGCUAAAAUAAUUUUGUUCUUGGAAAGUUUUUGUAAAGCAGUUGAUUUUGAUUCCAUUAGAAAGAACUGAAAUCCCUUGUCAUUGUCCAAGGCAAAAAUUCUAGAAGACAAAGCCAGUUGAAAGACGAUGAAAACACACAUCCCAGUUGAGACACAAACUUCAGCCUUGAGAUCAGAGGGAAAGAAAACGUGCUGUUUGGCCAUUAGUGUUAUGUCCGAUGUCACUUAUUUUUUAUGAGCCCAAAGAUUUGUAGCUUUACUCUGUUAAGCAGUGGUGUACACCAGCACUGUGCACCAGUCACAAGUUGUUAACAUUUUGGAGUCGGCAAAGACCACUGGCUGGAGUUGCUGUUGUAUUUAUGCGUGUGUGAUUACUUAAAGAUGUUAUAAUAAAUUAUACAAUUGCCCGGCAAACUCCUCCACCUUGCAAGCCUAAGUAGCAUGUUCUUAGGUUGAACUGAAAAUCUUGUAUAUUGAAGUACUCCUAUUUACAAACUGUACAUGUUAUGUCCACAUUGCUCGCAGUGUUACAUGUAGUUGUUAACAAAAGUACUGGAGUUAUACUCGUAGUCCGUCUGGUGGAUUUACCGAUCAUAGGAAAUGUUUUUCGUCAAGGGAUAAGAAGUGACAGGGCUGUAAAACAAAACGCAUAAUCCAGAAGCGCAACCCACCAAGCCAAAAUUUUGUUGCACUGCAAAUUAUUGCUAAGAAGUUUAUAUGCGAAGCUAAUUGCUUGCUGUAUUGGUUUGUACCCUGUAUUAAAUUAACUAAUAAAUUGGCUCAAGCUGAAUAUCAAAGAAGUUUACCGCUGUUCCAAUUUACUUGGCUGCGUCUUGAAAUUACACACAAGUCUAUGAUGUGGCUAAUGCCACUUCCCAUAGAUUUGUAUGUACUGUAAGUCCUAGCCAAAUCAAGUCUUGCGGACAUGGCCUAUUGAAAGAGGUGAUGGAAUUCGCCUAGGUCUCUGACCUUUGCUUUAAGCACAGGCUCCAGAGCCACUUCCAAGCAUUUACUGUUGGAACUCAAGCGGCACUCUUCCCUUGCAGAAGGUGAGAUGUUUCUGCUGCAGAGGGUGGAUUGUUGCUGAGCUGGUGGGUGGGCGGAGGAGGCUGGUGUCAUUAAAUUGAAUAGCCUGAAACCACAUCUGGAGAUGAUAUGCUUUCAAAUGACCUCAGUUUUCCUGGUCUUUUAGAAGAUUUGGGUCUGCUCAUUGUAUACAUCACAGUCAUAUAUUUUUUUUCUACCAGUGGGGGGGCGGUGAAACUAGCUGGCCGUAUGUACAAAAAGCAGACCAAUUGUUCAUUGAGUGUUUCGAAAUUCCAUGCAGCUGUCCAAAUACCAAAUAAUUAACCCCACUACUUAUGAUGAAAUGAAACACAGCCUUCUUCAAAAAUAAUGGAGCACAUGUACAUUUUGAGGGUGAUAUUUCUGCAAACUUACAUGUAAGCUUCCACUGUGGAAUAGCUUCGUGAAAUAGCCACGAGCACGGCUGCAAUGGGUCACCAUAGAGUCCAAUGUGACACUUCUGGCUGGAGCCAGUUAAUUCAAACAUGGCUAUGUUUUCAAUGACAACCUCAAUACAUUUAUUGCCUCUGUUUUGUGUAUGUUUGUAUAUAUCCAUUACCAUGACUGUAAUGGGCACAAUUUUUAACCCCUCCCCUAAGUCACAACCCUGCCUCCGCUUGUUGCUAACCCUGUACCCAGAACUUGGAUAAUAUUGAUUCAAAUUGAUUAUGGAAAAUCAUUGUGGGAAAAACAGAAGGAAAAAACAUUUUUGUACUACAGAUUGUAUAACAGUAUUUAUCUUUUGUCUCAUCUAAUUAAAGGCUAUGCUGCGUUUGUCACUUAAGUGUUGUAGAUUUGUUCAUGUCCUUCCAUGCACGGUGGUGUGUGAUCUGGAUGCAUUGGCAUUUUUCUGGUUGAUGACUUGUAAUGAUUUUGGCUUGUCUAAUUGAAUACUACCACAUGUGAACUAUUGCUUUUUGUGUAAUUUUGCACUAUGAAUUGCACCCGGCAUUGGAUGCCUUGUGGGAUGCUAGCCUGGCUGAGCAGAAUUCCUGUGGAAUAAGAUAUUCUAAGAGUAUCCGAAAAAAAUGUGCAAGGUUAUUUUGUAGGCUGGUUUUAUUUAUGUUGUGAUAAUCUGUGUAACUGUACAUGUAUAUUGUGGGGUUUUUCUUUGAUUCACAUAAUGUUAAUAAAUUUGAUAAUGUACAAAUGACGAAAGUGCAUUUGAA